Lolium rigidum is the source of this 2450-nucleotide messenger RNA. RefSeq names its product putative pentatricopeptide repeat-containing protein At1g26500. Lineage: Eukaryota; Viridiplantae; Streptophyta; Magnoliopsida; Poales; Poaceae. The transcript has 3 exons. The coding region runs from base 1 to 1560 and encodes 519 amino acids. Gene Ontology annotation, molecular function: protein binding. The record is from RefSeq and is a predicted model, not a curated record.
AUGCCUCCGCGACUCCUCUUCCGCCGCCUCCUCUCCACCGCCGUCGCAGCCCCCGCAGCCCCUGCGGAGGUGAGCUCCGCUGCCGCGCCGAGGCCCACCGACCCGGCGCUGCUCCUCCGCCUCUGCACAGUCCUCUACCAGCACCAGAACGCCCCGGACGCCGCCCUGCAGCGCCGCCUCUCCGCCCUCCCCCUCCCUCCCGCCCCCGCCGACCUCCGCGAGCUCUUCCUCCAGGCAUCCGCGCGGUUCCCGCUCUCCUGGCGCCCCGUGCACCGUCUCCUCGCGCACCUCACCGCCCGCCACGGCUUCGCGCACUCCCCAACCACCGCCGCCCGCUUCCUCGACGUCCUCGCCAAGUCCAGCAACAUGGACCUGCUCCACUCCACUCUGCUCUCCCUCCCUCCGGAACUCCUCUCCGACGCGGCCCUCCGCGCCGCCAUCCGCGGCCUCGCCCCCGCCCGCGAGGUCGGCAAGGUGUCCGCCCUCCUCACCCUCUUCCCGGAAUCGCACCGCCCCCGCGUGCUCGCCUUCAUCACCGACGUCGUCUGCUCCGUCUGCAAGCUGCCGGACGUGGCCGAGAAGGUGAUUAGGCAAGCCGAGCACCGGUACGGCCUCGCGCGCAACAGCCGAUGCUGCGACCUGCUGGUCGUCGCGUACUGCCGCGCGGGGAUGUUCGCCGAGGCCUGCAGCGUGUGGAACGGGAUGGAGAGGCGCGGGAUCGAGCCGGGCGCAGCGGCGUACGAGGAGAUCGUUGUGACUCUGUUCAAGAACAACCGUUUCGCCGACGCCAUGAAGGUGUUCGAUGGAAUGCGGAAGCGGGGCCUGUCUGCCGGCGGUGGCGGCGCGUGCUACCACGCGGUGGUUUCGUGGCUGUGCAAGGAAGGAAGGACCUGGUGCGCGUUCAUGGUGUUCGCCGAAAUGGUGAAGAAAGGGGUGGAGGUGGACGGAGAGGUGCUGGGGGAUCUGGUGUAUGGGCUCUUGGCGAGGAGGAGGGUGAGGGAAGGGUACAGUGUUUUCCAUGGUGUCAAGGAGAAGGAUGUUGCACUGUACCAUGGGAUGAUGAAGGGUUUGGUGAGGAUCAAGCGAGCUCGAGAGGCGACUGAGGUGUUUAGGGAGAUGGUUGCCAGUGGGUGCGAGCCAAACAUGCACACCUACAUCAUGUUGCUUCAGGGGCACUUGGGGAAGAGGGGCAGGAAGGGCAGGGAUCCACUGGUCAAUUUUGAGAGCAUCUUUGUUGGUGGAUUGGUGAAGGCAGGAAGGACAUUGGAGGCGACCAAGUUUGUGGAGAGGACGAUGUGGGGUGGAGUGGAUGUGCCGAGGUUUGACUACAAUAAGUUCUUGCACUACUUCUCGAAUGAGGAGGGAGUGGCGAUGUUUGAGGAAGUUGGAACGAGAUUGAGGGAAACAGGGCAUGUUGAUCUCGGGGACAUCUUUCUAACCUAUGGCGAGAGGAUGGCCACAAGGGAUAGGAGGAGGAGAGCGAUGAAUGGGCGUUUGACAGAGCUUCAAGAUUACAGUUCACUAUCACCAUCUCAGGAGUCAGAAGCUAGGAGCAUCUGAUGUGUAGUACCAUAAAAGUUUCAAAUACGGUAUAGUUUGGACUUUGGAGGAAUAUUGUGUGCUUGCAUUUGUCUUCUCUCUUGCUUUGAUUCUCUAUGGACCUGGUAAGUGUCUUCGUUUUCAAGGUCUUGGUAAGUUCUUUAGGAAUUCGGAGCAUUUACUAGGCUGCUGAUUGCAUAUUUCGAGGAGCUUGCUUUUCUGAACUCUGUAUGCCAGAUGCUGAAUCUAUACAGAAUCAUUCAUGCAAUGGCUCUCUUUUCCUCUUAUAUGUCAUUUUAUAUUUCUCUCUUCCAGGCACUUCUUUGUUGGUGGCGGCUGAUAUUUAAUGGCCAUUGGUCCCAUGAGUCAACCGGCCUGUUGUUAUCGUCAUGAUGUAUGAUGUGAUUGAAUACAAAAAUAAGGGGCAAGAUUGAGUAUGCCUGAUGGCCUCCUUGUUUGAAAUCUCACAGCCUACAAGUGAAGCCAUCACUGGAUUACGAUGUUAUCAACCACACUACACUGGUCCGACCAUGUGAAUCUGACACUUCCUGAAAGGCAUCCUUCAGCUGCUCCUCCCUUUGAACAAUGGGGCUGUAAGACAACGACAUAUACCCUUGAAAAGUCAUAAGAUGCUUGUGUGGUCUAUAUCGACAUAUCCCUCCUGAUCCCGCACUUGUAUGGUGGUGAGAGCCUAUCUGCAGAUUGCGAUGCUCCCUUGCCCUUGUUGCUGCAGCUACCGUAGUAACAAUAGAGAGCGGCACAAGAAUUCAUAACCAAAAACUCAAGCUCUGUCCAGGUGGUGUGAGUAUUAGUUGUGUGGAGCACCUGACUGGAGAGGGUUUGUUCCAACUUGGUAGCAUCAGCUUCAAGUAUACUGUCCCCCUUUUGGUACUUGACAGAGAGAUGGAGCA